Acomys russatus (golden spiny mouse) is the source of this 795-nucleotide messenger RNA. It is a transcript of the gene Lrrc3c, whose product is annotated as leucine rich repeat containing 3C. The record is from RefSeq and is a predicted model, not a curated record. Gene Ontology annotation, molecular function: protein binding. Lineage: Eukaryota; Metazoa; Chordata; Mammalia; Rodentia; Muridae. The coding region runs from base 1 to 795 and encodes 264 amino acids. The transcript has a single exon.
AUGCCCCUGCUAGCUCCUCAUCUCCUGCCCCUCCUGCCCUUUCUGUCCCUCCUGUCCCUCCUGCUGGUGACAGGCACAGGGGUCUCCCCGCCCAGCCCCAAGGUACUGCCCCGGGGCUGCUACAUCGCAGAAGAAGCUGGGGAGCAGACAUUCCGCUGCAGCAGGGCUGGCCUGAGUACCGUGCCCAACGGCAUCCCCAACGACACCCGAAAGCUUUACCUGGAUGCCAACCAGCUGGCAUCGGUGCCAGCUGGUGCCUUCCAGCACCUGCCCGUCCUGGAAGAGUUAGACCUGUCUCAUAAUGCCCUUGUCCGCGUCUCGGGGGCUGCCUUCCAGGGCCUGGAAGGCACCCUGCGCCACCUUGACCUCUCUGCUAACCAGCUGGCAUCUGUGCCUGUGGCAGCCUUCAUGGGGCUGCAGAUCCAAGUGAACCUGUCCGCCAACCCAUGGCGCUGCGACUGUGCCCUUCAGGAAGUGCUCAGGCACGUAAGGUUAGCUCCAGGCUCAGGGACAGGCAUCGUGUGUGGUCCAGGAGCCCGGCCAGAUCUCGUGGGACAGGAGUUCCUUCUGCUCACCAGGGAGGAAGAGCUGUGUGGGACAGGACGAGGUGGGACCCGAAGGAGCACAGAUGUGGCUUUGCUAGUCACCAUGGGAGGCUGGUUGACACUGGUAGUGGCUUAUCUGAUCCACUAUGUGUGGCAGAACCGGGAUGAGACCCGGCGUCCGGUCAAGCGGGUUCCUCUUGUGCAGCCCAUGCGCUCAGAGGAUUCCUCUACCCUCAGCACCGUAGUCUGA